This is a messenger RNA of Gastrolobium bilobum, 1626 nucleotides long. RefSeq lists its product as uncharacterized. Lineage: Eukaryota; Viridiplantae; Streptophyta; Magnoliopsida; Fabales; Fabaceae. The record is from RefSeq and is a predicted model, not a curated record. The coding region runs from base 153 to 1226 and encodes 357 amino acids. The transcript has 11 exons.
ACUUGAGGAAGAAGAGUGUGUGAAUGUGACUUGUGACUGAACAUGAAGAAGAAGAAAUCAGCCAUGGAUUUGUGAUUUGAGCUUCGCUUACUUUGAUUUCAAUCCUCACACUCUUCACUCUUUGCUACCUCCAUUCCUAACUGCUUCUCACAAUGAUGUCACCGAACCAAUUCUCAGAGGAUCGAGGGUCUCCUCCUCAUCAUUUCAGAAAUACACCCUUGCAGAUAAUUCAUAUUGUUGCAAAUUUCAUGAGGAUAUGGUCAAUAUACUCAAUGUACCGAUACUUAUCCCAGACUGGAGCUUCUGUUGUUCUUUUUCUGUUCGCCUGCCUAGCCCCGGCAUCGAUCCUGUUUUUGGUUCUGCAAAAGCCUUGGAAGGGCAGGCCACUUUCUAAUACACAGGUUGUGCCUUCUAUAAUAAAUGGUUGUAUAACAGCACUGUAUCUGGUCUUGUGGGGAAAGGGACUGAAAUCAUGUGGACCAGUUAGAGCAAUAUUGGCUGAGUAUUCUGGUGCUGUCCUUGGAGUACUGUCUGCAGUGUUAUAUGGUAGGAGAAGCCAUUUGUGGAAAAAGAUAGGUGGCCUAAUUGCCAUGUUGGCAUCUUUAUACCUGCUAUCUGAAGGAUGGGCUACAGCGACAUAUUCUCCAUUCUCAUGGGAAGAUAGAGAUGAUUCUGAAACUCAGACUGAACAAGUUUUGGGCUUGAGGCAAAUGUUAGUUCCUAUUUUUGCUGGUAUUCUAUCAGCCCUCAGGAGGGUAAUUGCGAGGCGCGUUUCAAUCAAGAAUCAACUUAAAAGGCGACUCCAUGCUUUAACUAUUGCUUCUGCGACAUGUUUUAUGUUUCCUAUUGCCAUGUGGGACAUAAUCAUAGGAUCACCUUCUGACAGCAGUGGAAAGUUGCCAUUCUCUGCUUGGGCCUUCUUGAGCACUAUUCUAUUUGGAAAUAUUGUGAUAUUCUAUGCUGACAGUAUUGCAGAGGAGAGAUUGCACAUGGUUUUCUCCUCACCAAGGCAUUUAAUGGUAGCUGGUGCAUGUAUCAUCAUCAUGGAGAUUGUGUACAAGAUGGAUUUUUCUCUUAUGGGCUUCAUGGUUUGCUGCUUAAUAUUAGGUUUUGGGAUAUAUGAAGCAACUUCAUUGGACCGCAAUAGAAAAGAUUCUAUCCGAAAUUCUGAUUUAUCAAAUGGAGAAUUUGAUGAUCAAAUCCAGAUGUCGUCAUUACCUACUUGAAGCAGGUUGGGUACACAAAGAUAGGAUGGACUCUGUUGACCCAUUAGCCUCUUGCUAUAUCUUGAGUUACACUUUGUCACUGGCAAUUUCAUUUUGUGCACUAGUUGCAGAAGAAAAGCUGUUAUCCACUGUCAAGAUGUGUUAUCCACCACUUCUGGGGACUCAUGCGGCGAGCUUGUUAUCCACGAAAUUGUUGAUGAUUGAUCUGAUCUUUCGGGUGGUUGAAGUGCAUUUUUAACAUACAAAGUUCAUUAUUUUGCUUCCUACAGGAGCAUUAGUCUAGCAGUUCCUUGUGUAGUUUAGGAGGAAUUUUCUAUCAAAAAAAAAAAACUCAUUAUUCGUGAUCCUGGUAGAAGUUCUUUGAAUCUUGAUAUAAUUCAACCCACAUGAUGAAAUUAUU